Galdieria sulphuraria is the source of this 1791-nucleotide messenger RNA. RefSeq lists its product as uncharacterized. Gene Ontology annotation, molecular function: protein binding. The transcript has a single exon. Lineage: Eukaryota; Rhodophyta; Bangiophyceae; Galdieriales; Galdieriaceae. The record is from RefSeq and is a predicted model, not a curated record. Bases 13 to 1638 code for a protein of 541 amino acids. Gene Ontology annotation, biological process: mRNA cis splicing, via spliceosome. Gene Ontology annotation, cellular component: spliceosomal complex; cytoplasm.
UUGAACAAUAAAAUGGUUUCUAUUCCCUCCCAUUUUCGUUGGGAGAUUUGUCAAACCAUGAUGAGUAAAAGUACUACUCAACAGGAUACCUUUGUUUGGAAAAAAAAGGAAGAGAAGCAUCGACAACGUGGAGAAACGAAAAUUCAGCCAGAAGAAGAUGAUAGGCUUCGUCAGUGGGAACUAAGACAGGAGUUAGAAAGGGCUAAGAGAAGAAGAAUGCUAAGGGAACAAGGGAAAGUGUUGCAAGACAAGGCAAAGGAACUAUCGUCGAGCAAGUCUGCGAAAGAAGAUAACGAGGAUUGGGAACUUCUUGAAGAAAUAUUUCACGCCGAGCAGAACUUGAAGAAGCAGGAAAUAAGGUUGAGUGAAAGUCGACCUCAGCUCGUUGACCUUUUAGCACAGAAUUUGAGGCUUGACCUGGAUCCCAAGUUCGUUUUAUUGAACCCGCCUUAUGCAUUAUUGGAGAAACUUCCAGUAGAGCGUUUGAAAUCGUUGAGAGACGAACUUGAAGACGAAAAAAGUUUUGCCAUUGCUUUGGCAACGCCCACAGCUAAAGGCAAACGUCGGAAUAGUGUUUUUGACUUGCUGCCGUUUUCGCCUACUGACUACUGGUCUGAUAUCUUGUCAGUUCUUGAUUUGGUUAAAACCAGACUGGAGCAACAGGUCACUCGAGAGCCGAGUUCAAACAACAAUGGUGACUCUUUUCAAGUCAUACAGGAGGCGUGUGCUUUUCUCGAAGAGAAAACUGUCGAAGAGUUGGAAGAGAUGAAGUUGGCUAUCGAAAAGGAGCUAAGCGAGGGUACGGCAGUUGACACGGAGUAUUGGGAAUUUCUUCUUCAAAAUAUUGAUAUAUUCAAAUCGAAAUUUUAUUUGCGCAAGAAGCAUAUUCAACUUUUACGGCAAAAAGUUAGUCUCGUUGACCGAAUUCUAGUCAGUAGAGAGCGUCCAAAUGAUGUCAGAUGUGAUGUAACGAGUGACUUGUCUUCCAAUCAAUUGCACAAACUAAAAGAGAGUAUUGAAGAAGUCAUCAAGAAGCUCCAAGCAAAUCCCAACGAUCCAACUAUUCAUGAUAUGGACGAAGUUUUUAUUGCACAGUUGAAACGGCUAGACAAUGCAAAUAUAUCCAACCAUUCAAUUGAUAAUGGAGAUAUAAAGAAGGAAGAGAUGCUUUUGGAACGAGAACGAGCAAAAGGAUUGGAGGAAGAUGAAGAAAUCUUUAUGGAUGAAGUAGAAUUGAAAGGGAGUGCUUCUUCGAGAUACACAUCAGAGGAUGCAAGCAAACCACGAAAGCCUAAAUAUUUCAAUAGAGUACUUGCAGGAUAUGAAUGGAACAAGUACAAUCAGACCCAUUAUGAUCAUGAUAAUCCUCCACCGAAGACAGUGCAAGGCUACAAGUUCAAUAUUUUUUAUCCCAACUUGGCUGAUCCAUCCAAAGCCCCAACUUAUGUUGUUGAGAAGACAGAUAAUCCUGAUAUUUGUAUCAUUCGGUUUUCUGCUGGGCCACCUUAUCAGGAUAUUGCAUUCAAGAUCGUAAAUCGUGAAUGGGAACGAUCCCAUAGGAAGGGUUUUAAAUGUUGCUUCGAAAGAGGUAUUUUACAUUUGUGGUUCAAUUUCAAAAAGUAUCGUUAUCGUAGAUAAUCGAAAAGGUCGUUGUAUCUUAUCUCGAAUGGCCUCACUGAAAGAAGUUGGAGACAGUCGUUUCUUGUAGUUGUAUAGAUUGCUUCUAAAAGCUCUUUAGUAUUGAGACAGGAGCAUGGACAUCUUUCUUUCGUUCGGUGUUCACUUUGUGGA